This is a messenger RNA of Rhagoletis zephyria (snowberry fruit fly), 2480 nucleotides long. RefSeq names its product zinc finger BED domain-containing protein 4-like. The record is from RefSeq and is a predicted model, not a curated record. Lineage: Eukaryota; Metazoa; Arthropoda; Insecta; Diptera; Tephritidae.
GAAAAGGAGGCCAGCUGCGAAAUUUGUUUCAAAACUAUUCAGCGCUCGGGAAACACAACAAAUUUACAAAAACAUGUUCGCACGCAUCCAGAGUUUGCUAAAAGUGACAUUCAAAAUGAUGGGCAAAAGAAGCUACCUGGUUGCAGUUCAGCGGUAGAGGUCCAAAGCAAAAUUACUUCUCCCAGUGCUAAUAGCGAUUCAAGCGGGCGUCAAAGCUCUCCGCCAUUGGCAGUUACUCCAAAAACAAGUGGGAAAAAACAGCAGCGGUUGGGGGAUUGUCUAAAAAAACGAGCUUCAUACGCGGAGGGAGGAUCGCAAGAAGUAGUUAUUAGCAAGCAUUUGCUAUACUUUAUUUGUAAAGACAAAAGACCAUUUGAUGUUGUAAAAGGCGAAGGGUUCAAAAAACUCCUGAAGCUUCUGUGUCCUGCCUACAACAUUUGCUCUGUAGACACCCUGAAGACGAGACUGGAUGACAUUUAUAAAAUCAAAUUGAAUGAGUUAAUAGAAACCUUCGAAAAAGUGCCUUCAUUUGCCCUUACGUGCGACAUAUGGACGGAGACAAUGUGCACGAAAAGUUUUCUUGGAGUAACUGCACACUAUAUAGAAAACAACAAAAUUAUGAGCAGAUGUCUGGAAACGAAGGAGUUGGAUGAACGGCACACGGCUGACUAUAUAGCAGAAAACUUGAGAGCAAUUUGCGCGAAAUUCCACGUGGAAACAAGCAAAAUAACUUGUGUGGUAACUGAUAAUGGCGCAAAUAUGGUGGCAGCCGUUAAUUCUUUUGUGGGUAGAUCUAGCCAUUUAUCUUGUUUUGCUCAUUCGUUCAAUUUAGUUGUAGAGACUGUAUAUAAACUGGAACCGUUUUGUGCGCUUACAGAAAAAAUAAGAAACGUAGUUAAAUUUUUUAAAAAUAGUGUAGUAUACAGCGACAAGCUUCGUUCUGCGCAAAGUUGCAAUUCGCCAAAAAAACCAGUUCUUGAUGUGCGAACACGCUGGAAUUCUUUAUACUACAUGCUGGAUAGAUAUGUAGAGCUAGCCCCAGUAAUACACCAAAUUUUAUUACUUGACUCCAAAGCACCCCAUCUGCCAACAGCUUUAGAGCUAAAAACGAUUGAGGAAAUUUUAGAUGUUUUAAAGCCAUUUGAAAUCGCCACAAAAGAAAUUUCUGGUGAAAAUUUUGUCACGGUAAGCAAAGUCAUUCCCAUUGUUAAAACUCUGCGUGCGCAAAUGAGAAAUGAAAUGUUGAAAAACGCUUCAAGCGAUUUAGUUCUAAAAAUGAAAACACUUCUCAAUAACCAAUUAACAACACGUUUCAAAAAUAUAGAAGACAAUCACAUUUUGGCAUUAUCAUGUGUUUUGGACCCGCGUUUUAAAAAUAUAGCCUUUUUGGAACCACAUCAGAACUUUAGCAUCUAGCAGAGAAAAAGAUCGCGGGCUUCAACAAGGGGAAAACAUUAACGAGUAUAUACGUUGCAAGCUUUUACCCUUACACGCUGACCCCUUAGUUUUUUGGAGGGACAAUAGCAACAAAUACCCUUUUUUGUCAAAAACUGCGCUUAAGUAUCUUAAUGUACCAGCAACUUCCGUACCGUCGGAGCGGUUAUUCAACAAAGCGGGUUUAACAAUGGCGAAAACGCGCAAUAGACUGGCGGGUAAGAGAUUAGACAAAUUACUUUUUUUGGCGGAUUGCGCCGAAGCAGAGUGGGGCUUGUGAGCAGGAUAUUUAGACAAAAAUUAAAGAUAUUAGACUGCCAGGGCUAGCACUACAUCCAUCGUAGUCCGAUUUUCAUGAUCCUGGCUAUAUAUACUACUUUCGUAGCUAUUCAAAUUCAGCUAUAGCAUUUUCGUAGCUUUCACGAAAAAUCGGAAAACGCUGGAUUCAGUGAUAGCUCUGUACAUUUUUAAGAAGAACUGAAAAACAAUGUGUCUAGUCUGUAUUUCAAAUACAAAAAUAUUGUAACUACUUAUUGUUAAUGACUGUUAUUUAGCUUCUCAUACUAAUUUUGCCUCAAAGAAACUUUUUGCAUAAAAUUAUAUUUAGUCUGUAUCUAAGAUACAAUAUAAACUGGAACAAUUCAACACGAAAAACGUUUUAACGUACGAAAAGUUUGUACUUUUUGCUUUAUUUUAUAAUUAAUUCCACAGAGGUACAUACAGCCAAAGACGAACGUCAAAACUCAUGAAAAUUAAAUAAAUUUGCAAACAGAUUUUUAGAAAAAUUUCGGUUAUGCAGUUUUGUAGCCUGUUAAGUUUUAGAGUAAUAAAACGCAAAUUUAAAAUUCCUAAAUUUUAAAUUCCUUUCGUUAACUUUUCAAAUUGUGCAGUUUUCUACACAUAAAAAAAUUGUCUAACAUACUUUGUAUGGAAAAAAAAUGCGUGACACCGUCAGUAAAAAAAAGAAGUGAAAUAACCAACGAGAUUUUUCAACAGCGUUAUUCUUGCAGUUUGUUGCACCAAAAUUUAAUGGGCCACAAAACUAC